Molecule: messenger RNA, 3236 nt
Organism: Salvelinus fontinalis (brook trout)
Lineage: Eukaryota; Metazoa; Chordata; Actinopteri; Salmoniformes; Salmonidae
Exons: 4
Coding region: 162-821 (219 amino acids)
Source: RefSeq, a predicted model, not a curated record
AACAACGAGUCUAAUUUCACUCCAAAGGUGCCUCCACAACAGACACAAGAAGAAAAGCGAAUAGAUCAAUCAUAUUUUCAUGGCUCAUGACAACAACAAAAAUAACUUUAUCAAAAGUCAAUAUCAGCGUCUAACUAGGCACAGUUUGGCACACCAGCGCGAUGCGGAAGAGGUUAGCCACGGAAUGUGGUAGCCGAGCAUGUUUCUAUGACAACGGCAGUAAACAACACGGCGCCGUGUGUGUGAUCUCGACUUCAUUUCCCCCCCUCUCUGAAAGUAGGCCUAUCGAUAUGUCGUCAAAAAGUGACAACAAGCCCAGUACCUGUGGCAACCGGAGGAGAUCAAGCGCGACUAAAGAGGAGGUGAAGCGGAUGUGUCCGCAGCAGCGGGCCCGGUACCUGGCCUACGAGGAGCCGCCGAAAGAGGCGAAGACCUGGAUGGCGAUGUCUCGGCAGCGGGUGUCCGCCUGGCAGUCUUCCGGGGCCGGGGGGAAGAGACAUACAAGUGUCGGUCAUCAUCACUGCGACGAGAGGGACGAGGAAGAGAAGAGACGGCAAGACCUGAUCAUAGGACAACUGAAGGCCGCGGAAGCCCGCAACAGAGUUCGACAGAUGAGACUGCAGUAUCGGAGUAUGAGGACCCAGGAAAUCAAUCUAAUGAUUUCGUGCCAGUCCAACGCCCAAACCGCCGUCCGUCUUGAGUUGCUGCUGCCAACGGAGGAAAGCAAGAUAAAUGCCAUCGAUUGUCUGGACAAGCUGCAGAGAAAGCGAGUCGAGGAGAUCCUGGACGAUGAUAAAGGAUUGACGUUAACCCGCCGCUGAGAGUUGAGGCCAGCUGUCCUCUGCUUUGUGACGUGUAACAAAAAGGAACUGUCUUGUCUAUUUUACUGCUCUGGCUUCAUAGAAACUGUACUGGUAUUUUCUUGCAGUUUCUAAAGCCUCCAACACUACUAUUACUGCACUUAGGUCCCAGCUGCACUCAUCUAACAAGCACCUAGAAGUUUCUAAACAACCCUUCCUCCAUUACUGCUGCAGUUGGUUUGCUUCUGCUGCUGCGUAACCGGCUGGCUUGCUGUGGAAGCUUGCUGUGGCCCCCUAUUCCCUUUAUAGUGCACUACUUUAGACCAGGGCCCUAGGGUAGUGCACUACUUUAGACCAGGGCCCUGUGGUAGUGCACUACUUUAGACCAGGGCCCUGUGGUAGUGCGCUACUUUAGACCAGAGCCCUGUGGUAGUGCACACUACUUUAGACCAGAGCCCUGUGGUAGUGCACACUACUUUAGACCAGGGCCCUGUGGUAGUGCACACUACUUUAGACCAGAGCCCUAUGGUAGUGCACUACUUUAGACCAGGGCCCUGUGGUAGUGCACUACUUUAGACCAGAGCCCUAUGGUAGUGCGCUACUUUAGACCAGAGCCCUAUGGUAGUGCGCUACUUUAGACCAGGGCCCUGUGGUAGUGCGCUACUUUAGACCAGAGCCCUAUGGUAGUGCACUACUUUAGACCAGGGCCCUGUGGUAGUGCACACUACUUUAGACCAGAGCCCUAUGGUAGUGCACUACUUUAGACCAGAGCCCUAUGAUAGUGCACUACUUUAGACCAGAGCCCUAUGGUAGUGCGCUACUUUAGAUCAGGGCCCUAUGGUAGUGCGCUACUUUAGACCAGAGCCCUAUGGUAGUGCACUACUUUAGACCAGGGCCCUGUGGUAGUGCACACUACUUUAGACCAGGGCCCUAUGGUAGUGCACACUACUUUAGACCAGAGCCCUGUGGUAGUGCACACUACUUUAGACCAGGGCCCUAUGGUAGUGCGCUACUUUAGACCAGAGCCCUGUGGUAGUGCACACUACUUUAGACCAGAGCCCUGUGGUAGUGCACUACUUUAGACCAGGGCCCUGUGGUAGUGCACACUACUUUAGACCAGAGCCCUGUGGUAGUGCACUACUUUAGACCAGGGCCCUGUGGUAGUGCACACUACUUUAGACCAGAGCCCUGUGGUAGUGCACUACUUUAGACCAGGGCCCUGUGGUAGUGCACACUACUUUAGACCAGAGCCCUAUGGUAGUGCACUACUUUAGACCAGGGCCCUGUGGUAGUGCACUACUUUAGACCAGAGCCCUGUGGUAGUGCACUACUUUAGACCAGGGCCCUGUGGUAGUGCACACUACUUUAGACCAGGGCCCUGUGGUAGUGCACACUACUUUAGACCAGAGCCCUGUGGUAGUGCACUACUUUAGACCAGAGCCCUGUGGUAGUGCACUAUAUAGGGAGCCAUGUGGGACUCAUCCUUUGAGGAGACCUCAUGUUCGCUAGAGUCUCUCAAUUCAAUUCAAGGGGCUUUAUCGUCAUGGGAAACAUGUGUUAACAUUGCCAAAGCAAGUGAGGCUAGAUAAUAUACAAAAGUCAAAUAAACAAUAAAAAUUAACAGUAAACAUUACACUUACAGAUGUUCCCAAAGAAUAAAGACAUUACAAAUGUCAUAUUAUGUAUAUAUACAGUGUUGUAACAAUGUACAAAUGGUUAAAGUACACAAGGGAAAAUAAAUAAACAUAAAUAUGGGUUGUAUUUACAAUGGUGUUUGUUCUUCACUGGUUGCCCUUUUCUUGUGGCAACAGGUCACAAAUCUUGCUACUGUGAUGUCACACUGUGGAAUUUCACCCAGUAGAUAUGGGAGUUUAUCAAAAUUGGGUUUGUUUUGGAAUUGUUUGUGGAUCUGUGUAAUCGGAGGGAAAAUGUGUCUCUAAUAUGGUCAUACAUUGUGCAGGAGGUUAGGAAGUGCAGCUCAGUUUCCACCUCAUUUUGAGGGGGCAGUGUGCACAUAGCCUGUCUUCUCUAGAGCCAGGUCUGCCUUUCUCUCUCUCUCUCUCUCUCUGCGUACAGACCUAGUCAUUACCUAUUGAUCUGAUGGAGAUUGGAAAAGUGAUGUUAUCGUAAUGGACGUCUGCAUGGCUGAAGAGAGGAAGCCAAACAUUAAAUCACAGACAGGAUACAUAACAUGAGAGACACAUACACACACACACACACACACAUAGGCAUACAAGUGCCAUCUAGUGUUUGACUUUGAUAGUAAUACUCCUGUCUGCUUUUAGCCCUGAAGUCAACAUGGUGUAAUACUGCUCUCUGGUGGUAGUACUGAGUACUGCAUGGAGUUAUACUGCUCUCUGGUGGUAGUACUGAGUACUGCAUAGAGUUAUACUGCUCUCUGGUGGUAGUACUGAGUACUGCAUGGAGUUAUACUGC